GGCGCUAUAAGAGGGCGGCGGCCGCGGGGCACCCUGCGCGGGGCCAGGAGCGCGAUGGUCAGCCGCCGUGGCGCGGCAAGAUGCUGGAUGGGCCCCUGUUGGCGCGCUGGCUGGCCGUGGCCUUCGCGCUGACGCUGCUGCUAGCUGCGCUGCGUCCCUCGGCCGCUUACUUCGGGCUGACCGGCAGUGAGCCCUUGACCAUCCUCCCGCUGACCCUGGAGCCCGAGGCAGCCGUACAGGCACACUACAAGGCCUGCGACCGGCUGAAGCUGGAGCGGAAGCAGCGGCGCAUGUGCCGCCGGGACCCGGGCGUGGCAGAGACACUGGUGGAGGCGGUCAGCAUGAGUGCCCUCGAGUGCCAGUACCAGUUCCGCUUUGAGCGCUGGAACUGCACCCUAGAGGGCCGCUACCGGUCCAGCCUGCUUAAGCGAGGCUUCAAGGAGACUGCCUUCCUCUAUGCCAUCUCCUCGGCUGGCCUGACGCACGCACUGGCCAAGGCCUGCAGUGCAGGCCGCAUGGAGCGCUGUACCUGUGAUGAGGCCCCUGACCUGGAGAACCGUGAGGCCUGGCAGUGGGGUGGCUGUGGAGACAACCUCAAGUACAGCAGCAAGUUUGUCAAGGAGUUUUUGGGCCGACGGUCGAGCAAGGACCUGCGUGCCCGUGUGGACUUCCACAACAACCUCGUGGGUGUGAAGGUAAUCAAGGCUGGGGUGGAGACCACGUGCAAGUGCCACGGUGUGUCAGGCUCCUGUACCGUGCGGACAUGCUGGCGGCAGCUGGCACCCUUCCAUGAGGUGGGCAAGCGCUUGAAGUACAAGUAUGAGACGGCGCUCAAAGUGGGCAGUACCACCAAUGAGGCUGCCGGUGAGGCAGGCGCCAUUUCACCGCCAAGGGGCCGGGCCUCGGGCAUAGGUGGUGAUCCACUGCCCCACACACCAGAGCUUGUGCACCUGGAUGACUCGCCCAGUUUCUGUCUGGCUGGCCGCUUCUCCCCAGGCACUGCUGGCCGCAGAUGCCACCGUGAGAAGAACUGUGAGAGCAUCUGCUGCGGUCGAGGCCACAACACACAGAGCCGGGUGGUGACACGGCCCUGCCAGUGCCAGGUGCGCUGGUGCUGCUAUGUGGAGUGCAGGCAGUGUACGCAGCGGGAGGAGGUAUACACUUGCAAGGGCUAGCGCCAGGUAGCCAGGCUGUUGAAGAGGUGCAGGCAGCGUGUACAGCUGAGGCAUCUACAUUUGCAGACUGAGCCCCAGGCUGGGUGCCCCCAGCACAUUUGGGCAUGAGGCGGGGGCAGGAGUCCAGCCUGUUCUGACCUCCGCAUACCCUCUGCUUGUCCCUCCCCGGAACCUGACAGCAUUGCACUGAUGCUUUCCAGACUGUGUCUGUCCCUAAGAGUCCAGUUCCUGUGUCACAGCGCCCCUCACCACUUGGGCUUCCUCUGAGGAGCAUGGGUCACCUUUGUGACCACACAGGCCCUCUGUGGCUUCCUGUGGGCUGUCCUCCACCAGCUCUGGUUAGAGUCAAACCACUAGGAGAGGGACAGCCAACUACCCAGGUGUGGUGGGGGGACACUGCUGCUCCCCUCUGACAUCAAGCACUUCUAUUUGGAGUGAUAUCAGUGACUUUUAAGUUAUUUUAAUUUAACUAAUAUAUAAUAAUUAUUUUCUUUGUCCCCACUAUGUCCUAAGCUGUGGCUCUUCCAGACCGGAGAAGCGCCUUCUUCUCUCCUUGCCCCCUCCCCAGACUUCUUUCCCUGAUCUGCUUUGUGUUUGAAACCACUAAGUCAAGAGAGACAUUGCUGUCGUUGUUCUAAAGAAUUAAAGCGAGCUGUGUCUGGCCACGUCCCCUCAGGGCUUCUGGAAGUCAGGUCCAGUCUGCUGCCCCCAGGGAAGCCAUUCUGGGAAGGGCACCUGUGGGUACACAGCCCUGCACUCCAGCCCCCAAGUGCAGAUUCUGGGGCCUGGGAUGGCAAGGCUGGCCUGCCCUCCCCAAGGGGUAUGUGUGGGCAGAGGGGCAGGGCCAGCCCCUUGGAGCGUUUAUUUCACUAGGAAGGCACAGCUUGCUCUUUGUCACUGUGUGGGAAGCAGGGUGGGGAUAGAUGUGAUGGAGUGUGUCUGGGACUAGGAUUUGGCAACUGGAAGGAUGUGUUCCUUGGCCAUGCUGUUGUCUUUGCUGGAAGGGGAAAAAGAUGGCCUACACUGACCUGGUUUGGUUUUAGUGUGUGUACAUGUGUGCAUGUGUACUUGAGCAUGCAUGUAUAGCAUGUGCAUGUAUGAGUUGCAUGUGUGUGAGCACAUGUGAUGUAUAUGCGUGCAUGGGUACACAUGCCUGCUUGUGUGAGAGCACAUGCCUACAUGUGUAGUAUGUGUGCAUGUGUGUGCACGAGUGUGUGAACAUAUGCAUCUGUUCAUGGGUGUGUGUACAUGGAUGCAUGUAUCUCAGCAUAUGCCUGUGUUAUGUACAUGUGUUACGUGUGCAUAUGUGUGGAAGCAUGGGUGAUGAGCGUGCAUACAUGCAUAUAUGUGAGCGUGCAUACAUGCAUAUAUGUGAGCAUGUGCCCAUGAAUGUCUGUUGGUGUGUUUUGUGGGUGGCUGGGCUGUGGCUUCAUUCACCCUGUACCCUUAGUUACUGUGGGUCUUUCCUUUCCACAUUGACGUGAAUGGCAGCCUUGGCUCUGGAGCUUCUGCCCUGGGCCUGUCCUGCUUGGCUGGGUGGCUGUGCUCCAAGGGUGCAGGUAGUGUGGAAGCAGGAACUACUGAGCUAGGGCAUUCCUCGGAGUCCCAGGGGGCUCCAGGAACCCCAGGGAACUGUGUUUCUAAAAGAAAACCUAUUUAUGUUGAUGUGGGUCUCUCUGUCCCUGUUUUAUGGUGUAAAUAGUAAAAUUUAUUCUCCUGUGGUUCAGAGAACACUCAGUGAAUAACUGCUGUGGAGGCCCAUCCUGGAAGGGAGCCAAAGGCUCUUUAGUGGCAGGAGAUGUGGACCUGCCCCUUGGUCUCUGCAGGCCUGGUUGGACAGGGGGUGAAUUAAGGGGCAUCCUGGUCAUCCCCAUGCAUCCUUACCUGCUGGGGCCCAGAGCAGGUAGAGUGGCAUGUUCCCAUGACAAGACUGUAGCCAGUCACUACUGGGUCUGGAAA
Molecule: messenger RNA, 3134 nt
Organism: Molossus molossus (Pallas's mastiff bat)
Lineage: Eukaryota; Metazoa; Chordata; Mammalia; Chiroptera; Molossidae
Gene: WNT9A
Product: Wnt family member 9A
Exons: 4
Coding region: 81-1175 (364 amino acids)
Biological process (GO): cell fate commitment; canonical Wnt signaling pathway; neuron differentiation
Cellular component (GO): extracellular region
Molecular function (GO): cytokine activity; frizzled binding
Source: RefSeq, a predicted model, not a curated record